UACAUCGACAGUUGCGUGUCGGUCUCCGUGCCGUUCGGUGUAUUUUUGUUAACGUUUCAUAUUUUUCUUCUGUCUCUAUUCGAUUAUCAUUAAUUAUUUUUUCCUUUUUUUUAAUUAAAUCGAUAAAAUAUACGUAUAUGUAUAAUAUUAUUCUUUUAAAUACAGCACGGUGAUCUAGAAGUUCGUCGUGUAUGUGUGGAAGAACGUAGGAGAACCAUUCGUCAACGAUAAAAAAAUGGAGAACCAGCAGGUAUGGGUCCGCGACCCACAGGAAGGUUUCAUCAUUGGAAAAUUCACGGACAUGGUUGAUGGUGAUGCAUUAAUUGUGCCACUCGAUAAGAAAUAUCCACAACGCACUUGUCCUCUCGACGAGGUCUAUCCUGCCGGAGAAUACACCAAAGAUGUGGAAGAUAACUGUGCAUUGAUGUACCUUAACGAGGCCACUUUGUUAAACAACAUACGUACUCGUUAUUUCAAGGACAGCAUAUAUACAUAUGUAGCUAAUAUUUUGAUAGCUGUUAAUCCUUAUUGUGAAGUUAAAAAUCUUUAUUCGCCGAAAACUAUCAAAGAUUACAAAGGAAAAUCUUUAGGCGAGACACCACCACACGUUUUUGCAAUUGCUGACAAAGCCUUCAGGGAUAUGAAAGUAUUGAAACAAUCUCAAAGUAUUAUUGUUUCGGGAGAAUCUGGUGCUGGUAAAACUGAAUCAACAAAAUAUCUUCUAAGAUAUCUUUGCGAUCUCUGGGGAUCUACAGCUGGACCGAUCGAACAAAAAAUUCUUGAUGCCAAUCCGGUGUUAGAAGCUUUUGGAAAUGCAAAAACAAAAAGAAAUAACAACAGUUCGCGAUUCGGUAAAUUCAUGGAAGUACAUUUUGAUGCGAAAUGUCAAGUAGUCGGUGGUUAUAUAUCCCAUUACUUGUUGGAAAAAUCAAGAGUCUGUUUGCAAAGUCCGGACGAAAGAAAUUAUCACGUUUUUUACAUGAUGUGUGCCGGUGCACCGCCAGAGUUACGUUCUAAAUUAGGAAUCACUAAACCUGAUGAUUUCCAUUAUUUAAAAAAUGGUUGCACGCAAUACUUUUGUAGUCAGGAAUCUGAAAAGAAAUUAAACGAUGCGCAAAAGAGUCCUGAACAGAUAAAAAAAGGAAGCCUCAAUGAUCCUUAUUUAGAUGAUGUUGAAGGAUUCAAUGCAAUAGAUCAGGAAAGAGCAACGGCAUUAACUCGUCUUGGAUUGACGGAUUCCGAAAGAAUGGAAAUUUAUACGAUGGUAGCAGGAGUUCUUCAUCUUGGUAACAUAACUUUCGAGGAUAAUCCAGAAGAUACAAAAGGUGGUUCAAGAAUAAGUCCAACUUCUGAGAAAGCUAUUCUGAUGACUGCUAAAUUAUUGGGAGUUGAUCCUGAAGAACUUAGACAAGCAUUAGUAUCUAAAGUUAUGCAAACUAGUCGAGGUGGUAUCAAAGGAACCGUAAUUAUGGUGCCUCUUAAGGUUUAUGAAGCUAAUAAUGCUAGAGAUGCUUUAGCAAAAGCUAUUUAUAGCAAAUUAUUUGAUCAUAUUGUUGCUAGAAUCAACAAAAGUAUUCCUUUUAAGGCAUCGAGUUAUUACAUUGGUGUUUUGGAUAUAGCAGGAUUUGAAUACUUCAAAGUUAACAGUUUUGAACAAUUCUGUAUUAAUUAUUGUAACGAAAAGUUGCAACAAUUUUUUAACGAACGAAUUUUGAAGUAUGAACAGGAUCUCUAUGCAAGAGAAUCUUUGAAUGUUCCUAAAAUUUCUUAUGUAGAUAAUCAGGAUUGCAUAGAUUUAAUUGAAUCCAAAACCAAUGGUAUCUUCAGUCUGUUAGAUGAAGAAUCUAAAUUACCAACUCAUAGUUUUGCACAUUUUACCAGUGAAGUACAUCGUGCUUGGAAUGGACAUUUCCGUAUUACUUUACCACGAACUUCUCGCUUAAAGGCGCACAGGGAAUUAAGAGAUGACGAAGGAUUUGUCAUUCGUCAUUAUGCAGGUGGUGUUUGCUAUCAAACGAAUCAAUUUAUCGAGAAGAACAAUGACGCUCUACAUGCUUCCUUGGAAGCAUUGAUACAAGAAAGCAGUAAUAAAUUUCUUCGUACACAAUUUGCCAAUAAUUCUUCUCAAAAAGGAAAAUUAACAUUCAUCAGCGUUGGUAGUAAAUUUAAAACGCAAUUGGGUGAACUCAUGGGUAAAUUAAAGAGUAACGGCACAAAUUUUAUUCGAUGCAUAAAACCAAACAAUGAUAUGGUUGCACAUCAAUUUGAUGGUAACAGCAUUUUAGGUCAACUGCGUUGUUCGGGAAUGACGUCUGUAUUGGAAUUAAUGGAACAUGGUUAUCCCAGUAGGGUUCCUUUUCAAGAAUUGUACAAUAUGUACAAAUCUUAUCUUCCUCCAGAAUUGGCUAAAUUAGAACCAAGAUUCUUUUGUGAAGCUCUGCUUCACAGUUUAAAAUUGAACAAGAAAGAUUUCAAAUUUGGUAUAACACGCGUUUUCUUUAAACCCGGUAAAUUCGCAGAAUUUGAUAAAAUUAUGAAAUCAGAUCCAGAAAAUUUGAAAAAGUUAGUAGCAAACGUAAAAAAAUGGCUACUCAGAUCGAGGUGGAAUAAAAUGCAAUUCUGUGCUUUAUCCGUGAUCAAAUUAAAAAACAAAAUUAUCUAUCGUAGACAUCAUUUAUUGAUUCUUCAAAAAACUGCUAGAAUGUACAUUGCUAAGAAGCAACAUCGGCCACGGAUAAAGGGUUUGGUUAAGAUAAAGUUUCUUCAAACGCAAUUAAUACAAAUCCAAGAUAUAUCGAAACAAUUAAAGAAUCGUGAUAAAUGUGCUGCUGAUAUCAAACGAUUGCAAACAGAUCUUGAAAAUUCUAUUCGUCGUAUCAAAGAGGAUUCGAAAAUUAAAGCUGAGGAAAUUGAUACACUUUAUACGAAUCUGGUUAAUCAAAUGAACAAGCAAAUGGUGUCUAUGCAAGAUAUGGUCAAACAACAGAAAAUAGCGGAGGAACAAGCAAGAAUGAAAAAAAUACAACAGGAAUUGGAACUUGAAAAGCAUAUGAAGGAAGAGGAAGAACGUAAGAAAAAAGAGGACGAAGAUAAUCGAAAGAAAAAAUUGGAAAUGGAGGCUAGAAGAAAAGCUGAAGAGGAACAAAGAAAGAUACAAGAAUUGGAAGACCAGAAAGCUGCUGCAAUUAUUCAGGCGCAAUUAGAAAAGGAGGCUAUGGAGGAAAGCCGUUACCGUGAAUUAUUAGAACAAGAAAGACGAGAUCACGAAUUGGCUGUACGAUUAGCUCAAGAAUCUAAUGGACAAGUGGAAGAUUCACCACUACCUGUUCGAAAUGGUUCGGAUGUACGAGUACCAUCAACGAACAACAACAGGCUUAUAAGGUCAGAGCAAGUUCGCAAUCAUCAGGCAGCUAUGAUUAAUAAAAAAUAUGAUUUAUCAAAAUGGAAGUACUCUGAAUUACGUGAUGCUAUUAAUACUUCAUGCGAUAUUGAAUUAUUAGAGGCUUGUCGUCAUGAGUUUCAUCGUAGACUGAAGGUUUAUCAUGCUUGGAAAGCAAGAAAUCGUAGAAAAACUACUAUGGAUGAAAAUGAAAGAGCCCCAAAAUCCAUCAUGGAAGCUGCUGCUAAAACUCCACGAACUCCUAUGAAGCAAGCUAUAGUGGAUUCUUCGCAAAGAUACUUUCGAAUUCCAUUCGUUCGUCCUGUUGCUUCUAAUCAACAGGAUAAUUCUCAUUCCGGUGGUAAGAGGGGUUGGUGGUAUGCUCACUUUGAUGGUCAAUAUGUUGCAAGACAAAUGGAACUUCAUCCGGAUAAACCACCUAUACUACUUCUGGCUGGUGUCGACGAUAUGCAAAUGUGUGAGUUAAGCCUCGAGGAGACUGGUUUGACGCGCAAACGAGGUGCAGAAAUUUUAGAACACGAAUUUAAUCGUGAAUGGGAACGCCAUGGUGGUAAGCCUUACAUUUUAGCAUGCGAUCGGAAAAAAUGAACCGAAGAUUGUUAUUAAAAUAAUGCCGUAAGCAUGUCUCACGUUCUUCGAGAUAUUUUAUUAAUAUGCUUUAUAUUAAAAAGAAAAGAAAAAGA
Molecule: messenger RNA, 4083 nt
Organism: Polistes dominula (European paper wasp)
Lineage: Eukaryota; Metazoa; Arthropoda; Insecta; Hymenoptera; Vespidae
Gene: jar
Product: Myosin heavy chain 95F jaguar
Biological process (GO): actin filament organization; actin filament-based movement
Cellular component (GO): plasma membrane; endocytic vesicle; cytoplasm
Molecular function (GO): microfilament motor activity; ATP binding; actin filament binding
Source: RefSeq, a predicted model, not a curated record